Coccidioides immitis RS is the source of this 774-nucleotide messenger RNA. RefSeq lists its product as uncharacterized. Bases 1 to 774 code for a protein of 257 amino acids. The transcript has a single exon. The record is from RefSeq and is a predicted model, not a curated record. NCBI's taxonomy places the organism in Eukaryota, Fungi, Ascomycota, Eurotiomycetes, Onygenales, Onygenaceae. Gene Ontology annotation, biological process: protein phosphorylation. Gene Ontology annotation, molecular function: ATP binding; protein kinase activity.
AUGGAGAUAUGCGAGCAAAGCGAAGCAUUCGUGGAACAAGACGGCGAUCUUAUCUUCGACCAUACAAAGCUGAUCUUGCGAGGAGAUGGCGAGUAUUUCUAUGCCAGGGUCAACUGGUGUGUCUCUUCACCCUCUGCGGUUGAUAUCAGUCAGCUAAAGAUCAACAAAAUUCUCACAAAAAACAUCUGGCCGCCAAUGGAUUCUUGUUAUACUCCCGCUCCCAACCCUUUACCUCUGAAUUCCUACAUCAAGCAGCUGAGUCUUCUAUAUUACAGUGACACUCCUGCUUCCCUGGAGCUGGGCUGUCAGCUAUUGGCUGAGGUGGAAGUGUGCAAAGUUCUUCAAAGAAACCCACACCCCAACAUUGCUCAGUAUCUUGGUUGUGUUACCAAGAAUGAUAGGAUAAUGGGGCUGUGUUUUGUCAAAUAUCUGAUGAACUUGUCACAGAGACUAUGGGAGGCAACUCCCUUUGACAGGGUCCUUUGCCUACAAGGGAUUGAGAGUGGCAUUAAACAUAUGCAUACUUUGGGGCUCAUACAUAAUGAUCUUAAUCCAUCAAAUGUCAUGAUGGAUAAGAGGGACAUUCCUGUAAUUAUAGACUUUGACUCAUGCCAGAGAGAAGGGGCUCAAUUAGGUCUCAAGGCAGGAACAGUUGGUUGGGCAAUGGAGGGCACUGUCUACACAACCCAGCAGAACGACUUCUUUGGGCUCUCAAAGAUACAAGAAAUCCUGAUGGGAGGGGAAGAGAAGGGGAGACAUGGCCAUGAAUGUUGA